Molecule: messenger RNA, 1644 nt
Organism: Scleropages formosus (Asian bonytongue)
Lineage: Eukaryota; Metazoa; Chordata; Actinopteri; Osteoglossiformes; Osteoglossidae
Exons: 3
Coding region: 1-1644 (547 amino acids)
Source: RefSeq, a predicted model, not a curated record
AUGCAGACUAGGAGGAAGGAGCAGAUGGGUGUUGUGAAGUCAAGGCGGCAGGUAGAAAUAGAGAGGCUUGUUCUGGAGAGAAGACAGCUUAAAAGGCGAUGGAGGCGAGCUGAUGAGGGGGAAAGGGAGGGUAUUUGUGUCUUGAAGGCAGGUAUAAAGAGUAGACUGGCUGUAUUAAGAAGGGCAGAGGCUCCUAGGAGGAGGAGGAAGAAGAAAGAGAGGGCCAGGGUGGCAUUUUUCAGAGAUCUGUUCAAGUUUGUGAAGGCUCUGUUUGGUAAGGAGAAGUCUGGGAUGUUAGGGGUAGAGAAGCCGGAGCUGGAUGGUUAUCUGCGUGAGGUGUACUCUUGUGAAGAGCUUGGUGGUGGUGGUCUAGAGUUGCCUGUGGACAUAAAGUGGGAAAUGGAUGUGUGCCCUCCAAGGUGGGGAGAGGUGCAAGAUGUAGUGAGGUGGGCAAGGGCCUCUUCGGCUCCUGGCCCAAACGGGGUACCAUACCGGGUGUUUAGAUUUGCUACGGGUGUGCUAAAAUUUCUGUGGAAACUGAUGGCUGUUGUGUGGAAGAAGGGGGUAAUUCCCAAGUCGUGGCGGAGAGUAGGUGGAAUUUUUAUUUCUAAGGAAAAGGAGGCUUUUGGGGUAGGCCAGUUUAGGCCUAUCAGCCUUCUAAAUGUUGAAGGGAAGAUUUUCUUUAGUGUUGUGGGAAGGAGGUUGGUAGAGUACUUGAAAGCCAACAGGCUGAUUGAUACCUCCGUGCAGAAAGCGGGACUUCCAGGAUGCUCAGGGUGCUUGGAGCACACCAGUAUGAUUUGGCAUCAGAUUCGGUCUGCCAAGAAGGAGAAAAGAGAUCUCCGGGUGGUGUUCUUGGAUUUAGUGAAUGCUUAUGGGUCGGUUCCACACAGUUUGCUGUGGGAGGCGUUCAGUGCUGCCCCGGAGGCAGACAGACGCCGGCUGGUUGUUGAGCAGAUCCAAGGGCAGGAAGAGGAGGUGAGGCGUGCAAAGGCGGUCACAUUGGUGAAGCAGGGUCAAUGGAGGCACAUUUUGUCAGGGUGUAAGGUUAGUUUGGGGCAGGGGAGCUAUACUUGGCACCAUAAUCAAGUUCUUAGAUGUUUAGCAGGUGUGUUUGCGAGUAAGCAGCAAGCUGUUAGUUCUCUGCCUGUUGGCAGGUCAGCUAGAGCAAUUGGUUUUGUGCCGGUGGGAGAGAGUAGCACUAUGCAAGGGCAGACAUGCCCUGGUAGGUGGGGCAACGCACGGGACUGGAAGCUGUUGGCCGACGUAGGCAAGCAGCUCCAGGUUCCGCAGAUCAUUGCUGUUACUUCACUGCGGCCGGACAUGGUGUUAUAUUCAGAGGGUGAGCGUACUGUGUACUUUGUAGAGUUAACAGUGCUGUUCGCGAAUGCUAUCUGGGAGGCAUACGAGCGGAAACUGUUCAAAUAUGCUGAUCUGGUGGCAGAGGCAAGGGACCGUGGUUGGCAGGCUCAUGUGAGGCCAGUAGAGGUUGGUGUUAGAGGGUUUGUGGCUAAAUCAGCUACAGUAUUGUUGGCGGAGUUUGAUAUUAGAGUCCGCUCGUUAAAGGCAGCGGUGAAGGAGCUGUCUGAGGUAGCUGAGAAGGAAAGUAGGUGGUUCUGGCUGAAAAGAGAGCAGGGUAGUUAA